AUGGCUGCGUUCCGCCCUCAAACCCUAAAUUCCUUCCCUUGAUUUUUGCAUCUCAACCAUUUUCUCGAUCGUCGAAUCGAUGCUGAUGCUAUUUCUAAUCCCAACAGGCAAACCCAUCUGUGUUUGUUUCUGUUGCCUGCGGCCCCUUUUUGUUCUCUUGUAGUCUGCUAAUUUGAUUUGAUCGUUCUUUGGCCCUUUCCGUCGGUUGAGUCGAUCGUGCAUUUAUUAAUUCGGGUGAUUCUGGGGCCAGAUUCGUCUCCGUCGGCCGCGUCCCAUUCCGCUAGAAAUAAUUCGGUCUUUGGUCGUGCUCGAUUACUUAAUUUUUAUUCCCCUCUUUUGCUUGUCGUGGGAAUGGAAAGACUUGGCGCUGUGUAUUUUAGUUAGGAGUAGCCAGAUUUGACCGCACGUUUAUUGGAUGUUUGCUCAGAUCGGGGGAAGGGAGAGUUUGAUGUCGAAAGGACUUGUAUAUGGUUUCUGUGUUCUUUCCUUUUCUGUGUAGUUACAGCGUUGAGCGUUAAAAUUCCUGAAGAAGAGCAUGCGUGUAGAGUAAUUUUUACCUCUGCAAAUUGCAACGACGGAUAAUUUUAUUAGGGGUUGAUGUUAUUUGCACGUUUAGUUGCUCGCUCAUGGAUGAGAGUAGCAUGCAGUUUGGUAUUUUUCAAGACUUGAAUUAUGUUUGAAAUUAACACAGGUCAUUUUUGCCUAUACAUGCCAAAAAUAUUGUUCCUACUGAGACAGAAAGGCCUAGAGUAGUCCUUAGUGAGAAGAUAGGUGAUCCAAAUAAACUGAAACACAGAAUCGAUCUGCAACCUUAUGGCUUGUUGUUCAAGUAGGAAGUAUCAACAGUUGUGUUUCAAUGAACAUGGGUCGUUUUGCGUAUUCAUGCCAAAAAUAUUGUCACCUCCAGGGCAAUAAGACCUCAUAAGAAGUAAGGUGAUCCAAAGAAACCGAAACAGAACUGAGCAACAACCUUAUGGCUUUUUGUUCAAGAAGGAAGUUUCAACAGUUAUGUUUCAAUGAGCAUUGGUCAUUUUGCUUAUUCAUUUUGCUUAUUCAUGCCAAUAAGGCCUCAAGCAGUCCUCAAUAAGAAGGAAGGUGGUCCAUAGAAACCAAAACAGAACUGAGCAACACCCAUGUGGCUUGUUGUUCGAGUAGGAAGUUUCAAUUGAAGAAGAGCAAGAAAUGUUCUGAGACCUAACCAUGAGAGGAUCUAAAUUUAGUCCAGCAAUAGCUUUUGAUAAGAAUCAAGUAUCAGUAAAAGUUCCCUUAAGUAACAAGGCUCUUUGUGGCAUUAUAUUUGGAUCAACACUAUGGCAUGUGCUCAUGAAUAGUUAAGGAACUAUAACUUUUGAAGUUCAAACUGCCCAAUUUAUUUUUAAUUUGUAUUUUGAAUCCAAUCCAAAAGUAAACCACAUUAUUCAUUCAGACAUUUUAUAAUUAAACUGGAUUUCCGUCCAGUCUAUUUUCUUUAAUAAUAUAUCCACCUUGUUCAACCUCCUUGAGUUAGAAUUACAGCAUUGAUGGUUUAUCUACCCAUGCAAAGCAGGACAAGGAUUCCUAAUCUUCCUGAUUCUCAUUGAUAUUGGAGUUUUAGGAAAAUGUGAUUUGAAUAAUGUUUGCUUUCUGAUGAUUUGUAUUGGUUGGAACUGAUUUUUUUAUUUAUUCUCUGUGAUAUGUUUUUGUUAGAUAGUCCAAAUGCAUAUGUCUUUACUGUUUUUACAUGACACUGAUGAAUUCUCAGAUUUUACAGAAUGAAGAAUCUGAUGACAUAUAUUAAUUGGAAGUGUGAAAGCUAUCUGGUUCUGCCUCGCAGAGCCUGUUAGAUGGAUAAACUUAAGGAAGCAACUGUCUCAUAGAAUACAUGGGUUGUUGUGUUGGAGGUCUAGCCAAACCUCAAUCUUUACCAGAAAGAACGCCGAUGGCAUCUAAGAAGAUAAAUAUUGGUCAUUUUUCAGCACACAAAGAAAGCCAAUGGUCUUCAAGUCCAGAGGCAAUGGAGAACAAUAUUAGCAUAUCUCAUUCCCUUGAGACAAAUUUCUCUUUAGCACCUAAUGCUGCCAAUGAGAUCAUGAUGUUGCCAGAGGAAAAUCAUAACAACUUAUUUACUAAUCAAGUAGCUGCUAUAGCUUGGAAUGAGAUGCGAAGAGAAUGGGUUGGAGAUCAGUCUAAGAGAUCCCAUAUGGCUCCGAGAGAACCCACAAUAAGCUGGAGCACCACAUAUGAGGAUUUAGUCUCAACCACUCAACCUUUUCCGCAACCCAUCCCAUUGUCGGAGAUGGUGGAUUUUUUAGUUGAUGUCUGGCAUGAAGAAGGCCUUUAUGAUUAGAGACUGUCAUCAUCAUAUCAACAUUGGAUCAUCCCAGUUCGAUCUUCUUGUGUGUAGAUUUCCAAGGAUGGUUGUUGUCCUUGAACCGUGCAAAUCAAAUACAGAUGUUCAGCUCCGAUGAUGUGGAUUGUAAGUCCUUCAUCUGAAAGUUUAUACAGCAUAAUUGUUAUUUUUUGUGUCAGGAGGGUGACUUUUUUGCAUUCAUCUGAUCCUCGGCAUGUUUUUGUCGUGAUGUUAUCGGUCAUGUUUAAUGUUAAUCUGCAAGUUGUGAUCAGCAUUCA
Messenger RNA from Musa acuminata AAA Group (dessert banana), 2607 nucleotides. RefSeq lists its product as uncharacterized. Lineage: Eukaryota; Viridiplantae; Streptophyta; Magnoliopsida; Zingiberales; Musaceae. The transcript is spliced from 5 exons. Bases 1862 to 2326 code for a protein of 154 amino acids. The record is from RefSeq and is a predicted model, not a curated record.